AUGAAAGUUGGCGAUGUGGUCACCACCCUGUGGACUAACUUUGCCAAGCAUUUUGAUCCCACUCCUUAUCAGAACGAAGACAUUCCCAUUUGGGAGGAGUUCUCCCCGGAAUCCUCAAUGAUCCUGAGAAUCGCAAAUUCCACCGAGACUCAAGAAGGCUUCUACCCAGACCGCAUGUACUUUUGGAACAAGAUCGUUUGGGGUGAUAUCAUCGAAGGCAAUGAUGGUCAACAACAUCAUUCGUCACAACCCGGCCCCGGAUUCCUUCCUGGACCUCCCAUUGCCAUUCCUCAAGCUCCUAUCGACAUCCCAGAAGGCCCUCACCAGGGACUUGCAUCCUUCGCCGGCUCACAUCAACAACAACAGCAACAACAGCAGUCCCAUAAACAAUUGAUUGGCUCCGGAGGCCAAUUUCAAAGCCAACCGGGCGUUGUCAGCCCUUACCGAUUCGUCCAGCCCUUCCGUGGUCAGCCGUCCACUCCCGCCGGUCAAGGGGGAUUCUACUACAAUAUCUAAAGAAAAAGACCGAACCUAAAACAUACGCCGAAUCCCAGAAUUAAAUGCUCAAGCACGAUUUUAUAAAAUAAAUCUAAAACAGAGA
Tigriopus californicus is the source of this 601-nucleotide messenger RNA. RefSeq lists its product as uncharacterized. The transcript has a single exon. The record is from RefSeq and is a predicted model, not a curated record. Bases 1 to 516 code for a protein of 171 amino acids. NCBI's taxonomy places the organism in Eukaryota, Metazoa, Arthropoda, Copepoda, Harpacticoida, Harpacticidae.